Dendronephthya gigantea is the source of this 1009-nucleotide messenger RNA. Its product is annotated as exosome complex component MTR3-like. The transcript is spliced from 11 exons. NCBI's taxonomy places the organism in Eukaryota, Metazoa, Cnidaria, Anthozoa, Malacalcyonacea, Nephtheidae. Gene Ontology annotation, cellular component: cytoplasmic exosome (RNase complex); nuclear exosome (RNase complex); nucleolus. The coding region runs from base 79 to 894 and encodes 271 amino acids. The record is from RefSeq and is a predicted model, not a curated record. Gene Ontology annotation, biological process: rRNA catabolic process; nuclear mRNA surveillance; poly(A)-dependent snoRNA 3'-end processing.
GUUGGGAUUUCUAACAAUUUUUCUCCUUUUUAAACUCGAUUUUUGAAGAGAAAUUAUGGAUUUCUUGUUUAUUUGAGAAUGCCAUUAGAUACUCGGCGUGUUUGUGGUCCUGUGGACGAAACUCGAGCUCUAUUCGACCCGAGAAAAGCAAAAGAAGACAGAGAAAGACAGACUGUAGUUGAUGGUAAAAGACAAGAUGGCCGGACAUGUGAAGAAAUACGAAAAAUGUUUCUUCGUGCAAAUGCAGUAACUCAAGCAAAAGGCUCAGCUUACAUUGAAACUGGAAAAACCAAAGUAAUAUGCUCAAUUUAUGGACCAAGGGAAUCUUUGAGAAAACAGGAGUUUAGAAUGAAGGGUAAAUUAACUUGUGAAAUAAAAUAUGCACCAUUCUCUUGCAAGAGACGGAGGUCCCCUAUUAGGGAUUCAGAGGAAAAAGAUUUAUCAAACAUAAUCAAACAAGCGCUUGAACCAGCAAUAAUUAUGGAAAAAUUUCCCAAAGCACAGAUUGAUAUAUAUGUUAUGGUUUUUGAAAAUGAUGGAAAUGUUCUUGCUGCAGCCAUCAACUGUGCGACACUUGCUUUGGUUGAUGCAGGAAUUGAGAUGUUUGAUCUAGUUAUUGCAUCUUCUCUAGUCCAAACAAACACUAAUACACUUAUGGAUCCAAUAUACAAUGAGGAAAACAAUCAGGAGACAACUGGUUUGGUAACAACUGCAUUCCUUCCAGUUCUUAAUCAAAUCUCUGUUUUAAAUAUGGAUGGAGAACUUUCUCUAACCCAGACUAAUCAGGCAGUGAAGAAAUGUAUCGAAGCAUGUGCAAGGAUUUAUCCAGUCAUUUGUCACUGUAUAACUGAACAUACAAAAAGAAUUAUCAAGGAACCGCAACAGUCUUCAUGAUUUGGUGCCAUACUUGCAUUCACAAUGUUUUUUUGCUGUCCUAGUAAAGUUGUCCUAGUAAUGAUUACCAAAGCUUGUAUUAUAAUACAUCUAUUGUACAUUUGCAAAUAUACUA